This is a messenger RNA of Micromonas commoda, 895 nucleotides long. RefSeq lists its product with no specific name. Gene Ontology annotation, biological process: protein ubiquitination. The record is from RefSeq and is a predicted model, not a curated record. NCBI's taxonomy places the organism in Eukaryota, Viridiplantae, Chlorophyta, Mamiellophyceae, Mamiellales, Mamiellaceae. The transcript has a single exon. The coding region runs from base 221 to 835 and encodes 204 amino acids. Gene Ontology annotation, molecular function: ubiquitin-protein transferase activity; protein binding.
UCAGGGCCGAACCCAAAAGCAAGUUCUCUUGAUGGCGCCCGCCAAUCGGCGCAGGAUGUCCACCUCAUCGCCGCUUGCACCCGGAUACGAAACCUCCGAAGGGCGCACCCCGCAACCAGCGCAUGCACAUCGCGACCUUUCAGCUUCCGUCGCAGAUCUGGACGUGGAGCCCGACGUACUCUUGUGCCCCAUCACGCGAGUCAUGUUCCGCGACCCGGUGAUGGUGGUUGAAUCGGGGCACACGUACGAGAGGAGCGCUAUCUUGUCGCACUUUGGUCGCAACGGGGCCAAGGACCCGCUCACGCGUCUCGCCCUGAGCAGCACGAAGGUGAUGACGAACUGGGCGGUGAGACAGAUUGUUCGGGAUUGGCUGGACAAGCACUCGGACGUGACGCCCGACGGGUGGGACAGUCGCGAGCUCCUGGAGCCGUCGAAGGAUGACGGGACGCACAUGGUGGAAAGAGAUGACGCCGGAGUGCUCCGGACAUGGCGGGCGAUGUGCCCUGAACUGCAGGAGAGGUGGCCGGAGGCUGCGCGACCGGAGGAUUGGCGAGGUGUAAAGUGGGAAAACGGCAGGGUCGUGGAGCUCGUGUUGGAUGGGUUUGGCCUGAGCGGAGGGGUGCCGGCUGAUAUCAAUCAGCUCACGUCGCUGCAGAGGUUGUGGCUCGGCUACAAUGAGCUGACGAGCCUGCCGGCGGAGAUCGGGCAGCUCACGUCGCUGCAGUGGUUGUACCUCUGCGGCAAUCAGCUGACGAGUGUGCCGGCUGCGAUACGCGAGCUCAGAGCGGCGGGCUGCCGCGUGGAUCUGGAUCGUGGUGUGACGGUGGACGAGUGAUCGCAGCACUUUCCAGCGUAGGCGUGUCGCGCGAUAGUAGAUUGUAAGUAACACGAUAUG